Fukomys damarensis (Damara mole-rat) is the source of this 3565-nucleotide messenger RNA. It is a transcript of the gene Naalad2, whose product is annotated as N-acetylated alpha-linked acidic dipeptidase 2. The coding region runs from base 115 to 2472 and encodes 785 amino acids. The record is from RefSeq and is a predicted model, not a curated record. Gene Ontology annotation, molecular function: carboxypeptidase activity. The transcript is spliced from 21 exons. Lineage: Eukaryota; Metazoa; Chordata; Mammalia; Rodentia; Bathyergidae.
CACCUUUCACAUGAAGGAUAAGCAACAUCUUCAAACAGAACAUGAAAUUAAUGAGAGCAGCUGCUUCUAUAUCACUAAAAGAAUUUGUUGAAUCAACCAAGUGGAUCUUUUAAAAUGGAUUGUCAAGAUACAGACUGCAGAUGCUGUUUUGGGCAUCUAAAAUGUUCUCAUUUAAGCUCAGAGUCUGACAGUGACCGCAGCAGCAGCAGCAGCAGCCCGGGCCACAAGCUCAGAGCCCAAGAAGCCAUGGCGAAGUCCAGGCGCCGACUGUACCUUUGGAUGUGCUUGUCUGCAGCGCUGGCAUCUUUCCUGGCGGGCUUUAUGAUGGGCUGGUUUAUCAAGCCUAUCAAAGAAACAAGCACUACAGAGCGGUAUCAUCAAAAUAUGCGGUGGAAGCUAGUAUCAGAAAUGAAAGCAGAAAAUAUUAAAUCAUUUCUUCGUUCUUUUACGAAACUUCCUCAUUUGGCAGGAACAGAACAAAAUUUACUACUUGCCAAGAAAAUUCAAAGCCAGUGGAAAAAAUUUGGACUAGAUUCAGCCAACUUGGUUCAUUAUGAUGUUCUCCUGUCCUACCCUAAUGAAACAAAUGCUAACUAUAUAUCAAUUGUGGGUGAACAUGGAAUUGAGAUUUUUAAAACGUCAUACCUUGAACCACCACCAGAUGGAUAUGAGAAUAUUACAAAUAUUGUGCCACCAUAUAACGCUUUUUCACCCCAAGGCAUUCCAGAGGAGGGAGAUCUGGUAUAUGUGAAUUAUGCUCGUACUGAAGACUUUUUCAAACUAGAAAGGGAGAUGAACAUCAACUGCACUGGAAAGAUUGUCAUUGCCAGAUAUGGGAAGAUCUUCAGAGGAAAUAAAGUUAAAAAUGCUAUGCUAGCUGGAGCCAUAGGAAUCAUCUUGUACUCAGAUCCAGCUGACUACUUUGCCCCUGGGAUACAGCCAUAUCCCAGAGGAUGGAACCUUCCUGGAACUGCAGCCCAGAGAGGAAAUGUGUUAAAUCUGAAUGGAGCUGGUGACCCACUUACUCCAGGAUAUCCAGCUAAAGAGUACACUUUCAGACUUAAUGUUGAAGAAGGAGUAGGAAUCCCUCAAAUACCUGUACAUCCUAUUGGAUAUAAUGAUGCAGAAAUAUUAUUACGACACUUGGGAGGACUUUCCCCACCAGAUGAGAGCUGGAAGGGAAUGCUUAAUGUUACUUACAGUGUUGGGCCUGGCUUUAUAGGGAAUAAUUCUUUCAGAAAAGUGAAAAUGCAUGUUCAUAACAUCAAUAAAAUUACAAGAAUUUACAAUGUAAUUGGAAUUAUUAGAGGAUCUGAGGAACCUGACAGGUAUGUUAUCGUGGGAGGUCAUCGGGACUCGUGGGUGUUUGGAGGUAUUGACCCAACCACUGGGACUGCAGUUUUGCAAGAAAUAGCCCAGAGUUUUGGAAAAUUGACAAGUGGAGGCUGGAGACCUAGGAGAACUGUCAUUUUUGCCAGCUGGGAUGCAGAAGAAUUUGGACUGUUGGGUUCUACAGAAUGGGCUGAGGAAAAUGCAAAAGUACUCCAAGAGAGAAGUAUUGCUUAUAUCAACUCAGAUUCAUCUAUAGAAGGCAAUUAUACUCUCAGAGUUGACUGUACACCCCUUCUUUACCAGUUGGUUUAUAAACUGACGAAAGAGAUUUUCAGCCCUGAUGAUGGUUUUGAGAGUAAAUCACUUUAUGAAAGUUGGUUGGAAAAAGACCCUUCACCAAACAAUAAAGAUUUUCCUAGAAUCAAUAAACUGGGAUCUGGAAGUGAUUUUGAAGCUUAUUUUCAGAGACUUGGGAUUGCUUCAGGCAGAGUUCGUUACACUAAAAAUAGGAAAACAGAUAAAUACAGCAGCUACCCUGUAUACCAUACUAUUUAUGAGACAUUUGAAUUGGUAGAGAAUUUUUAUGACCCAAUGUUUAAGAAGCAGCUUUCUGUGGCUCAGUUACGAGGGGCACUGGUAUAUGAGCUUGCAGACUCUACCAUCAUUCCUUUCAAUAUUCAAGAUUAUGCGAAGGAUUUGGAAAACUAUGCAGCAAGUAUCUUCAAUUUAGCCAAGAAACACAAUCAACAACUAAGAGACUAUGGAGUAUCAUUUGAUUCCUUGUUUUCUGCUGUGAAAAAUUUCUCAGAGGCUGCUUCAGAUUUUCAUAGAAGACUUACACAGCUAGAUCUUAAUAAUCCCAUUGCAGUGAGAAUUAUGAAUGACCAGUUGAUGCUGCUGGAAAGAGCAUUCAUCGAUCCCCUGGGUUUACCAGGAAGGCGGUUCUAUAGGCACAUCAUCUUUGCUCCAAGUAGCCACAACAAAUAUGCUGGAGAGUCAUUUCCUGGGAUUUAUGAUGCCAUGUUUGAUAUCGAAAACAAAGCAGACCCUCAUUUGGCCUGGAAAGAAGUAAAGAAACAUAUUUCUAUUGCAGCUUUUACAAUUCAAGCAGCAGCAGGGACGUUGAAAGAAGUGUUAUAGGAAGGUCUCAAUCAAGUGGCUAUUAAAGGUGUUGCUGAAAGUCUGAGGAUGAAAUUUAUCAUUUUUGAUGACUCAUGAAGCCAGAGGGUUCUAAAAAUCUUGAUUUUUCAUGUUAUGUUUUUAUACUCACAUCUUGUUCACUGCAGAGUUUUUGUCUUUUGUAUGCAUGACCAAAGGAAACAACCCAAAUGCCAACAAUGAUAAGUUGAUAAAUUAUGUAUAUCCACAGUAAAAUUCUAGUCAGCAAUAUAAAAAUGGAAGAAUUCUCAUUAUACGCAGUCUGUCAGUACAUACAGUGUUGAGUUAAAGAAGCUAGAAAAAAAUACACAGGUAAAAUUUAUAUGAAGAUGUGGCAAAACUGUGGUGACAAAAAUCAGUGAUUGGAUGUGGUAAGGGGGGGAGGAUGGCUGCCAAGACACAUGAAGCUUUCUCAGAGAAGUGGAGUGUUCUGUAUCUUCAGCUGAGUGUCACCUACACAGGUGUAUGCAUUUGCCAGACUCAUUAAACUGUAAACAUAAAAUGUGUCCAUUUUACUAUAUGACAAGUCCCAAUAAAAUUGACUUUUAAAAUCCCAUAAAAAACAAACAUCCAUGCAGAGAGACCAGAAGAUUAUAUCUUCUCUUGUAAAAUCACUAUAGAAUACAAAUAGAAAAAAGUCAGUAAUAUCUUUUGAUAACUUCAGUUUUACCGAAUAAGCAUUUAAGUUGGCUUGGUGAGGAAAUCCGCCAAAAAUGUCUACAUUUUAACACCUAUAAAAAUUAUAUCAGCAUCUCCAUCUUUAUGCAGAGCCUCAGAAUUAUAAGAAAGCAUGAUGUAACCUUAAUAAACUUGAUCAGUUACUUUACUGAAAGGAGUUGAUAAUCAGAAAUUAGAAGAGCUUUUAUAGGCAAAUACACUAAAAUGAAAAAAUGACAGUGCAAAAUUUGCAACUUAAUGUUUCUUUCACUGGUAAAUGAUUUUGUUUUUGUCCUCUUAAUCAGUAGCCGAUCAUUAGUGACAGAGCUUGUGAUGCUGUGGUAUGCACUGUAUGCAGCCCAUGACACAGGGUAUAGGGUAUGAUAUGUUCAGUACACAGAAUGUAUGUUUGAACUUA